AGAGGUCGUUCUUUCUUCGACAGACAAACUAGGGAGUGCUUAGUUCUUCACUGAUGUGGGCGUUUCACAGUCCCCAGCCAACGCAACCACCGUCACUGUCCAACCCACCUCGUACUUCUCCGAAACUACCUUCCUCUUCUCUUACCUUAAACCCCUCCAUCUCCACCUCAAACCUCAACAACAAUCAACUAAUCCAAUCCUUAUGCAAGGAAGGCAACCUUAAACAAGCCUUCAAGCUCCUUUCCCAGGAACCCAACCCUUCUCAAAGAACCUACGAACUCCUUAUCCUUUCCUGCGCCCACCAAAACUCCCUCUCCCUUGCCCAAUCCCUUCAUUCCCAUAUUUCCCAAAAUGGGUUUGACCAAGAUCCUUUCUUGGUCACCAAACUUAUUUCUAUGUACUCUGCUUUGGAUUCCCUCGAUGAUGCUCGCAAGUUGUUCGAUAAAACGCGUAAGAGAACAAUUUUUGUUUGGAAUGCGCAUUUUCGAGCGCUUACUUUGGCUGGUUUUGGAGAAGAAGUUUUGGGUUUAUAUAGACAGAUGAAUAGAACUGGAAUCCCAUCGGAUAGAUUUACUUAUACUUAUGUGCUUAAAGCUUGUGUUGCUUCUGAGUGUUUAGUUUCGCUUUUAAAGAAAGGAAAAGAAAUUCAUGCUUAUAUUUUGCGACAUGGGUACGAAGCGCAUGUUCAUAUUAUGACUACUUUGGUGGAUAUGUAUGCGAGGUUUGGUUGCGUUUCGUGUGCGAGUUUUGUGUUUGGGGAGAUGCCCGUCAGGAAUGUGGUUUCUUGGAGUGCAAUGAUUGCCUGUUAUGCGAAAAAUGGGAAAUCGUUUGAGGCGUUGGAGCUUUUUAGGGAAAUGAUGGUUGAGACUCAUGAUUCCUUUCCGAAUUCUGUUACCAUGGUUAGUGUUCUUCAAGCUUGUGCAGCUCUGGCUGCUUUGGAGCAAGGGAAGUUGAUUCAUGCUUAUAUUCUCAGGAGAGGGCUUGAUUCAGUUUUGCCGGUUAUAAGUGCACUUAUUACAAUGUAUUCACGAUGUGGUAAGCUUGAAUUGGGGCAACGGAUUUUUGAUCAGAUGGAGAAAAGGGAUGUUGUGUCAUGGAAUUCAUUGAUCUCAAGUUAUGCAGUUCAUGGAUUUGGGAAGAAAGCAAUUCAAAUUUUUCAAGAGAUGAUUCAUCAAGGUGUCUCGCCAAGUCCUGUAACUUUUGUUAGCGUUUUAGGAGCUUGCAGCCAUGCAGGUCUUGUUGAAGAGGGAAAAUGGUUGUUUGAUUCGAUGCAUAAAGAACAUGGAAUAUAUCCUAGUGUCGAGCACUAUGCUUGUAUGGUUGAUCUUCUUGGUCGUGCCAAUAGGUUAGAAGAGGCAGCUAGGAUUAUAGAUGAAAUGCGGAUUGAGCCAGGGGCUAAGGUUUGGGGCUCACUUCUUGGCUCAUGUAGGAUCCAUUGUAAUGUUGAUCUAGCAGAGAGAGCUAGCAGUAGGCUAUUUCAACUUGAACCCGUCAGUGCUGGGAAUUAUGUACUUUUAGCUGAUAUAUAUGCAGAAGCUAAGAUGUGGGAUGAGGUAAAGAGAGUGAGGAAGCUGUUAGAAACUCGCUCACUGCAAAAAGUUCCAGGCAGAAGUUGGAUUGAAGUCAAAAGGAAAAUAUAUUCAUUUGUUUCAGUUGAUGAGUCCAACCCUCAGAUCGAGGAAAUCCAGUCGUUUUUAAUUAAACUAUCUGCAGAGAUGAAGGAGAAGGGAUAUGUGCCGCAAACUAAAGUCGUGCUCUAUGAUCUCAACGAAGGAGAGAAGGAACGGAUUCUACUGGGUCACAGUGAAAAACUGGCAGUUGCAUUUGGACUCAUCAAUACAAAUAAAGGGGAGACAAUCCGGAUAACAAAGAAUUUGAGGUUAUGUGAAGACUGCCACACACUGACAAAGUUCAUUUCCAAGUUUGCAAAUAAAGAGAUUCUGGUUCGUGAUGUGAAUCGCUUCCACCAUUUCCAGAAUGGGGUUUGUUCAUGUGAUGAUUAUUGGUAGUUUUAUCUUUUCUUCCCCCUUUUUCUCCUUUCAAGUAUCGGAAAAUAAGGCAAAGCAGAGUUUAAUCUCUGUCAUAAGACUACAAAGAGAUUCACAGAUGUAUAGGAAACAAGCUUAAUUGGUUUGUCAUUGUUAUGUUUUUGACCUCUUUCCCCCAUAAUUUAAAUUGCCAGUUCUUUUUCCA
Messenger RNA from Theobroma cacao (cacao), 2193 nucleotides. It is a transcript of the gene CRR2, whose product is annotated as Tetratricopeptide repeat (TPR)-like superfamily protein. Gene Ontology annotation, biological process: RNA modification. Gene Ontology annotation, molecular function: RNA binding; protein binding; zinc ion binding. The record is from RefSeq and is a predicted model, not a curated record. Lineage: Eukaryota; Viridiplantae; Streptophyta; Magnoliopsida; Malvales; Malvaceae.